Molecule: messenger RNA, 1335 nt
Organism: Trematosphaeria pertusa
Lineage: Eukaryota; Fungi; Ascomycota; Dothideomycetes; Pleosporales; Trematosphaeriaceae
Exons: 5
Coding region: 1-1269 (422 amino acids)
Source: RefSeq, a predicted model, not a curated record
AUGACUGCCAUUCCUUCUGCGAACCAGCGCGUUGCACGACAGCCGGGCUCUGAGCGAGACCUCGGCCCUUUUCUUAAUGUUGUUACUUGGGUGCUGUUGAUUUCUUCAGUGCUGGCGGUCUUGACGAGGCUCGUUACGAAGAGGGCGCUGAAGAGGCGGAUCGAUGUCGACGAUGCUUUUGUGGUAGCGGCCCUACUUGCAAGCAUCGGCUCCGGCAUAGCCGUCAGUAUCCAGACGAAGAAUGGGCUGGGACGGGAUAUCAGGUCAUUGGCGGGUAGUCAGAUCGUGGCGUACGAAAAGGCCGAGUAUGCAAAUAAGCUGCUCUACAUUGCGACCCUGGCUCUCGCGAAGCUCUCAAUUAUCUCCCUGCUCAUGAUCCUCACCGCCUCGGAUCUGCAUCGCAAUCUCGGCAUAGGACUGACAAUCUUCAUCGCGCUGUGGGGCAUAGCCGCAGAGUUUGUCGCUGCAUUUCAGUGUGGCACCGAAAAACCAUGGCGAUUUGUCGAACGGGAGAGCACCUGCAUGAGCUUGCCUGCAUUCUGGCGUGCCAUGGGCCUCAUCAACAUGUUAACUGACCUUUGUCUCAUCCUUUUUCCUGUGCACGUCAUCUUCACGCUGCAAAUGAGCGUGAGCAAGAAGAUCACAAUCCUCGGCUUCUUCGGAGCACGAUCAUUCGACAUUAUAGCGAGUGGGAUCCAAAUCGCAUACAUCCCCGCCUUCGACUCGGAGAACCCCACUCGCGCCCUUUGGAAAUGGACACUCACUACCCAGAUCAUUGAAUGCAUAACAAUCCUUACGUCGUGCGUGCCCUACCUACGGCCUCUCCUAGAAUCCAUACCCUCCGGGCUCUACGGCGCCGACGAACUGCGCCGCCGCGGCACACCCUCCGAGCUCGGCUACUCGCGCAGUCGCAGCCGCAGCAAAUCCGUGUCCUACAAGCUCAGCUCCACAAGCUCUACAGCAGCGCACGAAAAGAGCAGAAGAAGCCAAAAUGAAACCGGGAUCAAGAGGUUCCUACCCAUGCUGAGUGCGACGAACCAUGCGAACUCUGCGUCCGGUUUGCCCGGUGGUCCGAGAAGACCGGAUGGGCAGAUGGAUGUUGAGAUAACGGCGCAGAAGGUGGAGAAUGCGAGGUGGGAGACUGAUAGUACGGGAAGUCAGGCGCGGAUUAUGAAGACUACUGUUGUUUGUGCGGAGUGGGAGGAGGCGGAGAGGAGGAGUAGAGAGGCGCAUAGUGAUGGGAUUGAGGUGGUCAGGGGUGAGGGGUAAAUCCUGGGAGAUGAUACUGGAGGCCAAGUAACAAUGGAGGCGAGAAGUGCGCGCUGGUAGUAUUAC